Molecule: messenger RNA, 2157 nt
Organism: Eleginops maclovinus (Patagonian blennie)
Lineage: Eukaryota; Metazoa; Chordata; Actinopteri; Perciformes; Eleginopidae
Gene: plbd1b
Product: phospholipase B domain containing 1b
Exons: 11
Coding region: 138-1751 (537 amino acids)
Molecular function (GO): glycerophospholipase activity
Source: RefSeq, a predicted model, not a curated record
AGAAGAUGAGCGCUGUUACAAAAAAAUUGUGCAAUUAAAAGCAUAAUCAACUAGGAAAAAAAGCACCUCGUGGCUUCUUGAAAAAUCGCGGUUCUGUGCUUGUAAUAACAACAUUUAUUUCCUAAAUAACAGCUAACAUGGAGAAGCGGAGCAUCAAACUGUGCAUGCUGCUGAGCACUUUGGCUGCGUCGGUGCAAACUUACCAGCUCCGAGAGGCCACCGUGUAUUGGGACGUUGCCCAGAAAAGGGUGCUCCUCAAGGAGGGGGUGAUGGAGACCGAAGGGGGGGCCUACGGGUUCUUCAAUGACACCCUGCUGGUCUCGGGAUGGGGCGUCCUGGAGAUCUCUGCAGGUCACAGAGGAGGAAGUACGCAGGAGGACGAGACCACCUUCUUCCUGGCGGGGUACCUGGAGGGUUAUCUUACUGCUGGACAGAUGUUCAGUCAUUACUCCAACAUGUACCCUCAGCUCCUGACGGAUGAAAAGGUUUUGAAUCCUCUGAAAAGGUUCUUAAGCAAGCAGGACCAGUGGUCCAGAGAGGAGGUGAGGCUGCGGAGACACAGCGACCCCCUCUGGAAACAUCUAGGACUGAUCCUGGCUCAGUUGGAUGGUCUCCAGGCCGGAGCUGCACGGUGGGCCAAGAGCAAAAACAGAGAGCCUCUCUCGGCGUUCGCCCUGCAGUUUCUAAAUGGCGUUGGCGACCUCCUGGAUCUGGUCCCGGCUCUGAUGACUCGCUCCAACUCCUCCUCAGCGGCUGGCGCUCUCAGGAUGCCGGGCAUGGGCCACUGCACGGCUCUGAUCAAGGUGCUGCCGGGCUUUGAGAACCUGCUGUUCGGACACUCCAGCUGGUACACGUACGCAGCCACCAUGCGUAUCUACAAACACUGGGACUUCAGGGUGUCCGACACACCCACUGCCACUGGGAAGAUGUCCUUCAGCAGCUACCCUGGCUUCCUGAUGUCUCUGGAUGAUUUCUACCUGCUGGGCAGUGGCCUGCUGAUGACCCAGACCUCCAUCGGGCUCUUCAACACCUCCCUGUUCUCUCUGCUCGGCCCUCACAGCCUGCUGGCCUGGCAGAGGGUCCGGCUGGCGAACAGCCUGGCUCACAGCGGAGAGGAGUGGGCACAGACCUUCUCCAAAUACAACUCAGGUACGUAUAACAGUCAAUACAUGGUGGUGGACCUGAACCAGGUCUCUCUGGGUCGCAGAAUAAAGGACGGAGCGCUGACUGUGGUGGAGCAGAUUCCCGGGAAGGUGAUGUACUCGGAUCAGACUCAAGCUUUACGUAGAGGUUAUUGGCCGUCCUACAACAUACCUUUCCAUGUGGAAAUCUACAACCUGAGUGGGUACAGUGCGAUGUGGAAGAGAUACGGAGAGGACUUUUCUUACGACCUCUGCCCUCGAGCUAAAAUCCUCCGCAGGGACCAGGCCAAGGUGUUUGACGUCAGCUCCCUCAAACACAUCAUGAGAUACAACAACUACAAGAGGGACCCUUACUCCAAAGGCCAUCCGUGUAAAACCAUCUGCUGCCGCAACGACCUGAGACCACGGAGACCCCGUCCUGGAGGAUGCUACGACACAAAGGUUACGGACUACCAGAUGGCAGUCCAGCUGGCGGCUGAGGCAGUAAACGGACCCACGACGCAGGGCGGUUUGCGCCCGUUCUCAUGGCAAUCCUUCAACCUCACCUCCCAUCGUGGCCUCCCACACACCUACGACUUCCCCUUCGUCACUAUGAGACCCACACUGUAGCAUCCCUGAGAGCUCAGAGACAGCAAUACCACCAAUCCAAGAGUUUGUCAUGGUAGUGUGGAGCAGAAAUGUGCAACGUGUUCAAAGGGUUGUGCAGGAUUUACAAUGAUAAAAAGAACAACAUAUAGUGGGGUGGAUAAUAGGUGCAGAGCACAAUAUGGGGGAGAUAUCCUGGUGCUAGAGAGCUGCAGGAAUGGGUCCUAGCCUUUAGCACUUAUGGCUGAUUAUUCUUUAUGUAUUUUGGGUUUAAAGCCUAAGAUAAGGUCUGUAACACAUGCUAGCUUCUGGGAUCUGACUACAACAAUAUGUCACCUCUGCAGAGCUUCAUUUAGUCUAAAGCCAUAAGAGUCCCAGUAAAUACAACUAACAACAAUUGGAACUGAGUCGUUGAGAUUACAUAUAUGGC